AUACACAUAACAAAGAUAAUGAACAUGAAGAAAAAACUUUCGCUCAUCAAAAAUGGAACAUCGAGGAAAACAACAUUCAAUAAAAGGAAGCCAAGGUUGAUGAAGAAAUUCACCGAACUGGUGACUCUCUAUGAUGUCAAAGCAUGUGCGGUCAUCCACAGUCCGUACAACUCAAACCCUGAGGUUUGGCCGUCAAGAGAAGGUGUUGAAGAAGUAGUGUCGGAGUUUAUGGAGGUUUCCAGGAAAGAUCGGAACAAAAAAAUGAUGGAUCAAGAUGCUUUUUUGCGUCAGAGGAUUGAAAGUGAACAAGCGCAAUUGGAAAAAUUGCGUGAUGAAAACCGAGAUUUGAAGACUCGGGAAAUUAUGUGGGGUUGUCUCGAAGGAGAUAUUGAUGUGCAUCAACUUGGUGAAAAAGAUCUUCAAGAUUUGAGUUCUACUAUUGAUAACUAUCUCAAUUGCGUUACUAACAGGUUUGAGAACCUUAAGAAGAAUGGUGAGUCUUCUUCUUCUUUACCUCCUCUUGUUGUUCCAGAUCUUAAUGUUGAAGAGGAUGGGGACAUUCCUUCCAUUGAUGGCAGCACCCACCAAUCCGAAACUAAUCGUCUCGCUAUAAUAACUACCACCGCUGCUGAUGCUUGUGCUCCUAACAUCACCAAUAAUCCUAAGUCCUAAGGGGAUUCUUAUCCGAUUGAAGAAUUGAAUCAUUUGCAUUUUUAUUGUCUUUCAUUUUAAAAGUUAAAAUUUCAAGUGAUCUUUUUUUUUGUUUUCUGGUCUUUGUAAUAAUUAAAAGUUUUUCCU
This is a messenger RNA of Arabidopsis arenosa, 798 nucleotides long. The record is from the annotation of a GenBank genome assembly. NCBI's taxonomy places the organism in Eukaryota, Viridiplantae, Streptophyta, Magnoliopsida, Brassicales, Brassicaceae.